AUUUGUGUAAUCAAAAUUUUUAUGCACGCAGUAAGCAAUUUGAAAACGAACUCGUUAUUAAUUACUAUUUCUUUUUGUGUUUUUAAAAUUAGAAUACUUUUAUUUUUAACGUUCAAUGUAGAAAUGAGCAAUCUAAGUGCAUGAAUUUUCAAUGGUACUCACACCCAUUGUAUUAGGCAGAUUAUAUCAUUAUCUACAUAUGUUAACACUACUUGCUACAUGACUGAGGAUUUAAAAAUCAAUAUUAGGCCAUCUAAGGGCCCCAAUAAAAGUCCCCAAGAAAUUGCAGAAUUCUACAAGAAGUUUGACGGAUGGCAAGAAAUAUUACCUAAAACCGAUAACACAUACUCUCCUGGAUCAAAAUAUUAUAAAUAUGAAGUAUCUCCAGGUAUACCUCUUAUACCAAAUAUGUGUAGGCUACCGAUCAAUAAAUAUGAAAAAACGCCAUUGAAAAAUGAUUGGUCCGAGGAUCAGUCAGAUUAUUUUAAAUCAUCUAGUCACAUUAGAAGAAAUCUUUUUUCUGUUAAAACCUACAAACAUUUAGUACAUAAAAAUCACACUGAAACUAUUAAUCAUAGUGAAACUGUAACUACUACCAAUCAGAGUACAACUAUAAAAAUUACUAGACUGGUGUCUGAAACUACAUGUACAUUUGUUAAGUCCUUAUUUUCAUAUUUAACUUCACUAUCUAUGCUGACUGAAAUGGUUGAAUCUGCAAUAGAGUUUGGUUCAAACAUAACUUAUACUAGCAUUCGCAAAGUGACCAAUUGGGUACACUUAGCUACAUUUAGCAUGGUACAUUACGAUCUGAUUAUAAUCAUGACUAUAAGAAGAAUAGUUAACCGCUGCUUUGGACAUAACCAACUAAAUAAUUUUUGGAUGCCUAUCAUAAUUUCAUCAUUGAUAUUGGGUUUUAUUGCAGGUGUUAUGCAUUUUUAUUCACCUAUGGAAGUACAAUUAUGGGAUAAUUCUUGGUCGGAAUUUCUGUUAUCCCCAUUUAAGACAAUGUUCAACAUAAUUAAAUCCGUCUGUCUUACUUUAUCUUCAACGGCAUAUUUUGUUUUUGAAAUAUUAACUCUUGGCUUAGCCUCAUCAUUGGUGGCGUUAAGACUAUUUGGACAAAUGUUUAUUAAUGUUUUUAAUAAUGUAAACUCUGUUGUUAAUUCCGCCACUAAAGCUAAUACAGCUUCUGUUAUUCACAAUCAAGCUGCAUUACCUAUUGAUUAUAAUAUUUUGGCAAAAACAAUUUUGGAAAGUGAAGAAUUUCAACACUAUAUUAAUAAACAGUUAAAUAUUACAAAAAUUGAUUUAGUACGAUUAUAUGAUCAGGAAUUUCAUGAAACUAUUAAAAGUCAGUUACAAGACAUGAAUUCAGAAAACUUAAGAUGGAUUAAUAAUCAGCUGAAUAGCCAAAAACUAGCGUUAAAAAGUGUUUAUGAUAAAAUACCCAAACAGGACCAAUCAGCUAUUGAUAGUAUUGAAAAAAAAAUGUCUGAUUUACAAAACACGGUUUCAGAUUUAAUUAAUAAUUUUGAAAAAUACAAAGCUGAAUCAGAAUACUCAAAAUCUAAAAUAGAGACUGUACCAAAUGCGACAUGUACCAGAGAAAAUUGGUAUUCAAUUACUAACUAUAUAGAAAAGUAUGUAAAUAUGACUAUGAAAACCACUCUGAAUAUUUAUGAUGCUGAUAAAACCGGGAAAGUUGAUUACGCUUUGGAAUCUGCUGGUGCCACAGUACUUGGGACCCGUUGUACAAUUACCAAAUCAUCAACGGCAGCUUUAACCAUGUUUGGUAUACCUUUGUGGUAUAUAUCAAAUGGUCCUAGAUUGGCUAUUCAGCCUGGAGUUUACCCUGGACAGUGUUGGGCAUUUGUUGGUGCUAAAGGAUUUUUGGUGUUAAAAUUAUCCAACACUAUUUUGGUUAGAGGUUUCACAAUAGAACAUUUGCCGAGAUCUCUUUCGGAAGAUGGUAAUAUCAGAUCAGCACCAAAGGAUUUUAGCGUUUGGGGGCUAGAACGUGAAACAGAUUCCAACGGUACUUUAUUGGGAAAGAAUCAGUUCCAAGUAGAUGGACCAAGUCUUCAAUACUUUGAAGCUAUGAAGACAGAUGAUCCAUUUUCAAUAAUAGAAUUAAGAAUUGAAUCGAAUCAUGGGCAUGAUGAGUAUACAUGUCUAUAUCGUAUAAGAAUUCACGGUGUUCCGGCUUAAUGGUGCCUAAAUAAAUUCAGAUGUUUACUUAUAAGUAUAAUAAAAAACAGCUUAUAAUUACUUAAAUUGUUACCAUUCAACUAAACACAAAAAAAAUCUAUAAUUUUUUUUAAACAACUAAGUCCAAAGAUUAAAAUAUUUUUAAAAUUCCUUUUUAUACCAUUUUCUAAUUCUAAUGUUUUGUUUUUGUUUAAUAUAUUAUAAAUUAUAAUUUGAGUUUAACGUGUUUGAUUUAUUUGCAUAAUGUUUUUAUAGUAUAGUUCAAAGAAUUUUUUUUAUGUUUUAUUUCUAUAUUUACAAAUAAAUAAAUUAUGCCAUAGUAUUUUAAUUUAAGUUAAUAGUGUUUAAAUCAUUUGUGUAAUUAAAAUUUUUGAAAUUGCAUUUAUAGUAUGUUAUUUUGGUAUGUUCACUAUAUUGUGUAUUUUAUUCACUUAUUUUUAGAUAUAAUUCAUUGUUUAACUAGGCAAGAUCU
Messenger RNA from Adelges cooleyi (spruce gall adelgid), 2680 nucleotides. RefSeq lists its product as uncharacterized. Gene Ontology annotation, cellular component: nuclear envelope; meiotic nuclear membrane microtubule tethering complex. Gene Ontology annotation, molecular function: protein-membrane adaptor activity. The record is from RefSeq and is a predicted model, not a curated record. The coding region runs from base 220 to 2208 and encodes 662 amino acids. NCBI's taxonomy places the organism in Eukaryota, Metazoa, Arthropoda, Insecta, Hemiptera, Adelgidae. Gene Ontology annotation, biological process: nuclear envelope organization. The transcript has 13 exons.